AUGUUCGCGCCUAUGUCCAAAGGAGGCUCGGACGACGCGUGGCAAGCUCAGGACGAUGCAGGGUCGCUCAAACCUGGCCGCUUUCGUGCUUAUCUUGCCGACCAGCUCGCGUCGCCCGGAUCGGUGGGUGCUGCGUCGGCAUCGCGACCGAUCCCGUUUCCACGAGACGCAGCCUCUUCCGGACCGUCUAGUCGACGCAACACAAAACCAUCGAUCGACAAGGGCAAAGCGAAGGAAAUCGAUCGUGGCUUUAUGGCUGGCUUCAACCAAACCGAAGCAGCCCCAUCGACCAGUCUCGGUAAACGACUCGCGACAGGCUUGGGCUUCCGUCUAGGCGCCAACAAGCCCAGCAACCCGAUCGGCUCCCCCGCUGCCUUGCGUUCAAGCGGGCCGCUCAUACCGGUCAACCCGACGAGGUCUAUCGACUCACUAUACCCGGCGUCGAGACACGACGACAAUCUUCCCUCACGGGGUAACUAUUCCAAGACCUCACAGCCACCAGCAGUCUCGCUUGGACCAUCGCCCUUCCAAUCGCCUCCUCCUCGCAGACGUAGAGUUACAAGUAUACGCGAUAGAAACUGGGAAAGGGAACGCGAGAGGGAACGGCUCCGACCCAACCGGAGCUGGUUCAACAACCUUAUCCGGCCACCACGCGAGAUGGUUGAGGGCUGGCUCGAUAGCUGGUGGAAGCGUUGGUUUGCUCUCGCUGGGCUUCCGAGUCUGGUGGUUUGGAUUUGGUGUGCAGUGCCGUUUCCAAAGACAGACCCUUACGACCCCAACCUUCCAUGGUGCAGUCCGGGGGAAGAUGGCAGGUCGGGUGACCCGAACAAUCCACCAUGGUGCUAUCCCGCCAACGCGACGGCAUCGCCAGUGUUGUCAUCGUCUGCAGCAACGUCCAUCGCCAUAGCCAAGUUUCCGACGAUGGCCGGACUCGCCUGGACAAUAGCGAAUGGGCUCUUCUCCAAGUUGGCGUUCACGUCGGGUCCACCUUCAUCGCCCCAUCAUCCUAUCGGCGACGGCGACCGCCUCACUGUCGAUGCCAACUUUUGGUUCUUCCUCGUUUUCUACUAUGGUAUCUACGUAGGAGUUGCGCUCAUCUACAUCACGCAGCUUUUCGGCUUGUACAGGCUCAACUGGUGGCCAGCGGCGUUGGGAGCAAAGACGUCGUACACUUUUUUCUGGAUCGGCAGUCUCGUCGCUGGUUGGAUCCUACACGAGCUCGAUCCGCUGGGCACAGAAACACGACAUCGACCUGCAACGGGCGGUGCCGACCAUCAACUGUCGGGCUUCGGAUCGCUGUUCUCACUGCCGAGCGCGGCCGAGUUGCGACAGUGGUCGACGACGGCGGUGACGACCCAAGCGAUAGACUCAAAGCCCUCAAUCGACGACGCUGAUAUCCAGUGGCAGCGCAAGACGCUCUGGGUUGGACUUGCCUUCGCCACUAUGGCCAUGCCGGCACUGGUGUGCUUUGUGGGUCUGCGACGGAGUGGCCGACAGACGUACCGACACAGCUUGACCGACCACCAAAAGACGUUUCUGGAGCGACAGCUCAACCGACGGAUCCCCUCUUCGUACAUUCGCUUCCUGUGGUUCAUGUCGACCAUCGGACUAUCGCUACUUGCGCUCAUCGCCGGGCAAGGCUACGCCUCUGUCUACCUCUCCACACUCCCGCAUACGGGCUUAGAUGGCGUAGCGUACGUGUCGUUCUGGACGCUCACCGUCAACGGCCUGGCGCUGGUGUCGCACUGGAUCCUGGAGUCGAAAGUGCGUAGUCGAGCGCUGGUAUUUGCGUUCAAGUAUUACUACUUUCUGGUCUACUUCAUCUUCUACCGCAACCUGUUUGCGCGUCUGCGUUCGUUUGACCAGUUCGCGCUCGUCCAGCUGCUCUCGUCGUUCUGGGUGUGCAUCUGGUACCCCGUGUCCAUGUCGCGCUUGUGCCACCGCAUCGUGCAGUAUUUCAACCCGUCGCCGCGGUCAUGGGAAGAGUACGUCGAGAGCGUCGGCUUGGCCUUUUACCUCAGAAACCUGGCGCAGAACACGACGAUGCUCGCAUUCCUGGGAUGGGUGAGCAUCCUGCAUUUUGGAAGCAACCAGCCGCUCUACCCGUUUUUCGCCUAUGAUAACAAACACGAUCCAUACAACUACCAGCUGACUAUGCUCGGAUCGGUGGCCAUCUGGGGCUCCGAGCUGCUCUCGUCGUUUGUGGCACGGCAGAUCUGUUACCUGGCGUUCAAAGUAGAUGUGACCAACUUGGGGCUCGACGAGAUGCGAGAAUUCCCGGAGCUGCUCACGACGAUCGGAUGGGGAUCGGUGCAUACGUUGAUGGAUAUGCUCAUGUUCUUGAUCAAGCUCAAUUUUCGAUAG
This is a messenger RNA of Sporisorium graminicola, 2364 nucleotides long. RefSeq lists its product as uncharacterized. The coding region runs from base 1 to 2364 and encodes 787 amino acids. Lineage: Eukaryota; Fungi; Basidiomycota; Ustilaginomycetes; Ustilaginales; Ustilaginaceae. The record is from RefSeq and is a predicted model, not a curated record. The transcript has a single exon.